This is a messenger RNA of Hymenoscyphus albidus, 1535 nucleotides long. The record is from the annotation of a GenBank genome assembly. Lineage: Eukaryota; Fungi; Ascomycota; Leotiomycetes; Helotiales; Helotiaceae.
AGAAUACGACGAUGCCAACCGUGGUUGUGUCAGAAGUACUGCGCCGCAAAGCGACAUAUUCGUCUCCACUAUAUCGCGUACGAGCUACGAGAUUGCGUUUUUACAAUGAAAACAGAGGGUAAAACAGAAAGACUUUCCUUUUAAACUUUUCGUUGUUCAAAUAUCCAGUCAUUCGAAAUGAAAUUCCCAGCUCUCUCUAAUUUCCUUGCGCUCCUCGUCACAACGUCGACUGCAGUAAAGACAUCAAUCUUCAUUGACCAAAUCCCUAAUUAUUCUCUGCUCCCAUCAUGUGCUGAGGAUCGCGUUUCAGCAAUUAUUCGUGCUCAAGCUUCAGGAUGUGGCGAUGACCAGCAGCUCACCAGCUUUAGCUGUUUCUGUGUUGAUAUGUCAACGUACGUAACCACUAUGCGUUCUAGAUCUUGAAAUGUCCAAAGCUAACAGACCCAAGAUAUUAUGCCAGUGUAAUUUCAACGGCGGUUCAAUCUUGGUGUGCAAUAAAUGCAACGGCGACAGUGGCGCCCGAAAGUCUCACAGCACAAGCUACCCUUACAACACCAUUACCGGAAGUUGGAUCUGCACUCAGUGUCUUCAGCAGUUAUUGCGCUAAGACCACAGAGCUAUCGUUGUGUAUGAUCCGCCUUCCUUAUAAUCGCUAUUCGUAUUGUUAAUCUAUAAUCAGACCAAGGAAGCAAACCGAGUGCAACAGGUCAAGUGACUUUGACAAUCACUGCAGCACCGUCCGUCACUGCCGCGACAGUGCUUCCUACCACAUCGGCCUCCAGCGGAUCAGUUGUACCGCUCGCAGCCAUCGUUGCUCCAAUUGUAAUUGGAGUUCUUGCCAUCGCUGGAGUUAUUGGGAUGUUCUUUUGGCUAAGAAAAAUAGUUUUGCAAAAACCCCAAGUCGAUGCUUCCAGUAGAGAGCCAGAACCAGAAACCAAGGCUUAUAAGGUCUCAAGUCCACCGUCUGAAGUCUCUAGAGACAGUAUAGAGGUGGUAAGUCCGGUGCAUGAAGUAGUUGGAGACUUGAAUUCGAGGGAAGUAGAUGGUGGGAGUGUAAAGUACGAGCUAGAGAGUGCGCCUGCAGAAUUGGCAGACACAAGGCGCUAAAAUAUUUUUGUGGGCAGUCUACCUUUCCAACAUAGGACGUUACAAUGACAAUAGAAGCAAGGAUAAAUCCACGAGUCUUUAUAUUUGCAUGCUCUCCAGUGAGGUGCGGAUUCACUGGAUAACGAGUGUUGCGUUGAUUGGGGAGGGAAGCGAAGCAACGCUAAUGGACUUUUCUGUUCUUCCAUUUCUGAAACUUGGGCUUCGGCUGCCUCUCAUUCUGUGAAAAUAUUUUUUCUUACACUCGUUAGUCCUUGACCUUCUUCCCUCUACUAAUGCUUCGGUCGUGGUUGUUGGGGAAAUCAUCAGCUAUUUGGGGCGAUCCUGUUCGGUUGUGAACGCUCUUGAACUUAUUUCCAACAUCAUUCCAGUAGUCUAUUCAGCAGUACUCAAAAGUCUUGUUUGUGUGUAAAAGUUACGAUUCCAAUACA